Phalaenopsis equestris is the source of this 735-nucleotide messenger RNA. Its product is annotated as poly(A)-specific ribonuclease PARN-like. The annotation marks the transcript as partial. The record is from RefSeq and is a predicted model, not a curated record. Gene Ontology annotation, molecular function: 3'-5'-RNA exonuclease activity; RNA binding. The transcript is spliced from 4 exons. Gene Ontology annotation, cellular component: cytoplasm. NCBI's taxonomy places the organism in Eukaryota, Viridiplantae, Streptophyta, Magnoliopsida, Asparagales, Orchidaceae.
AAUGUCGCAGAUUCAAUUUUUAAUAAGAUAAUCAAGGCAAGCAUCACUAAUUGGAGAAAAGUUAUAUCUCAUAAUGGAAGAGAGCCAAAAGCAGUGUGUGUUGUGUUAACCAGCUCAGAAGAGGAUAAAAAAGCUCUCUUGAUAGAAAUUCAGAAUCUGGAAGAUGAGAAGAAUCUCAAACUCAGAGGAUUCAAACAUGUCAUUGAUUUGAUCUCAAGUUCUCACAAAGCAAUAGUUUUGUACAAUUGUCUGCAUGAAUUUACAAUCAUUCAUCAGAGGUUUCUCAGCCCAUUGUCGGCUACCUUGUCAGAAUUCAUGUGCCCGUUAAGGUUGUUAUUCUCCAAUGUGAUUGAUCUCAAUCAUUUGUUCAAGGGGUUUGGGCCAUUGAGAAAAGUAAAGAAUAUCCUAAGCGCCCUCAGUAAUUUACAAAGACAAUAUUAUGUACUAAUAGAACUUGAAGUUCCUAUGCGAGCUGAAGAUGGGAACCAGUCUGUAAGCAGUCCUAAACCUGAUGAUGAUGAUGAUGAGACUGGCUUGCAGAUUGAUACUACCAAGAGAGUAAGCACAGAUAAUAUAUUUUUCUUAUGGGGAUUUGGUGGUGUUAUUUCUGCAAUGGAGCUUAAAAAUCAUCUUUUGUUAAUCCAUCCAGUGUUUUUAACAGAUUUUGGUGUUCUACUUACUGAUAAAUCCUGCGUUGAUGUUGUUUUUGGGAGGAUGGGUGCAGCUCGGACAUAA